Molecule: messenger RNA, 216 nt
Organism: Dentiscutata erythropus
Lineage: Eukaryota; Fungi; Glomeromycota; Glomeromycetes; Diversisporales; Gigasporaceae
Source: the annotation of a GenBank genome assembly
GAUCGUGAUAAAAUUAGGCCUAAGAUGGUGCAUGAAAUUGAAGGAGUAUUAUCAAGAUUCGGUAAAAUGGAAACCAUUGGUAUCUUAAUAGCUCCAUCAAAGAAUCAUUUUACUCAGAGAUCAAUAGAUAGAGUUGAAUCGUCUGAAUUCAAUCUUAUCCUUACAGACGAACUGUAUUUGAAUUUAGAUUUAAUUCAAUUUGUCGAGAAUAAAUGA